CCUAUCACAUAUGCGACCACCAAACAGGCACACCUGCAGGUAUCAAGGCGCUGGGUUCGAGCCUGGCUAUCCCAAUGUGCUGGUGUGCCUUAGCAUUGUGCUACAAGAGGCAGUGGUCACCAUCCUACCAGUUGUAGGGUAUAACCAACCAAGUCGAGGUCAUUCGCCAUGCAGGGGUUUAACAUGGGCCGGUAUCGGCCCUACGACUCAGAUCCCCGCAAAGAGUCUUUUAAUUCGCUUGUCGGCAAGCACCCGCUUGGCGACAGAGCGCGCAAGCUCGAUCAAGGCAUCCUCAUUGUCCGCUUCGAACUCCCAUUCAACGUCUGGUGUGACGGAUGCAAGAACCACAUCGGGCAGGGCGUCCGAUACAAUGCGGAAAAGAAGAAGGUUGGAAGCUAUCUCAGCACACCAAUUUGGAGCUUCAGGUGCAAAUGCCAUCUCUGCUCCAACUGGUUCGAAGUUCGGACCGAUCCUCAGAACACGCGCUAUGUCGUCGAAAGCGGGGCAAGGCAACAGAAUCAAGAGUGGGAUGCGGAUGCUAAUGGGAGCUUCAGCAUAGAACUCGGCGAUGCAGGCCCAUCAAGCUCUAAAGCAGAAGCACCGAAAGAUCCCUUCGCGGCGCUUGAGAAAGCGAAUAAGGACAAGACACAAGCCAAGACUUCGGCCGACCGUAUCGCGGAGCUGGAAGAAUUCAGCGAGUCACGCUGGUCGGAUCCGUACACGCUCAAUUCAACACUGCGGAGACAAUUGCGAAAGGAGAAAAGAGCGCUCAUCAGAGAGGGAGAGGCCGACGAUGCCGUUCGGAAACGUAUCGGGUGGACAAACGACUUCCCAUUGGCAAAAGAAGAUGAAGGUACCCGAGACCAGGCGAUGCAGGCCUGGCGGCAGGAGAAGGGCAAGCAGCGGGAAGAGAACGCAAAGUUUAAAUUUGACCGAGACAAACUAUCUUUAGGGCUUGCAACCCCGCGCAACACCGUCCCUCGAUGUGGUGAACGUGCGCGUCCGUCAUCUUCUUUAUCUGCAUCGGCGAUAGCCGUGCGCGGUCCUUCGAAACCGACUCAUAAACGCAGUGCAACUGGCUCGCCCGCUCAACAACUAGCGGCGAAAUUGGCCUCAAAUACGCGAAGACGGAGAGACCCUUUCCUGCAGGUGGUUCGCGAUUCUGUCUCUCGUAAAUGAAACACUGUAUCAUAUCACUGUAGCGUAGCGAGAUAUCUUU
Messenger RNA from Tilletiaria anomala UBC 951, 1219 nucleotides. Its product is annotated as DUF572-domain-containing protein. Gene Ontology annotation, cellular component: post-mRNA release spliceosomal complex; U2-type spliceosomal complex. The coding region runs from base 169 to 1179 and encodes 336 amino acids. The transcript is spliced from 3 exons. Gene Ontology annotation, biological process: mRNA splicing, via spliceosome. The record is from RefSeq and is a predicted model, not a curated record. Lineage: Eukaryota; Fungi; Basidiomycota; Exobasidiomycetes; Georgefischeriales; Tilletiariaceae.